Molecule: messenger RNA, 3042 nt
Organism: Melopsittacus undulatus (budgerigar)
Lineage: Eukaryota; Metazoa; Chordata; Aves; Psittaciformes; Psittaculidae
Gene: MOV10L1
Product: Mov10 like RNA helicase 1
Exons: 23
Coding region: 1-3042 (1013 amino acids)
Biological process (GO): regulatory ncRNA-mediated post-transcriptional gene silencing
Cellular component (GO): P granule; cytosol
Molecular function (GO): helicase activity
Source: RefSeq, a predicted model, not a curated record
AUGCUCGGGCUCCUGGGUAAGGCGCUGUCCUACCUCUGGAGGCGCGCAGAGGACGAGGAAGAAGGAGAGGAGAGAUGUGCAGCGUCAGGUGAUAAAGAACUAAAAACUGUCCAAGGAGUUGUGACAAGAUUUUGCUAUGAUUAUGGGAUGAUAGAUGACAUGAUAAUAUUCACAAAGGAUGCUGUUAAAACAUCUGUGCCACUGACCGUUGGACAGGAAGUUACUGCCACUGUUGAAGAGGAUAAAAUAUCAGGUGGCUUGAAGGCUAUCAGGGUAGAGGCUGCCCAAAAUACCUGGGGAGACUCCAGUGAUGAUGCUUCUGAACAAGAUAUGAAAACAUUAAUUGGAAAUAUUACCUCUGUCUCUAAGAAUGGUGGCUAUAUUAAUUGCAAUACAUUUUUUGCAAUGGAAAAUGUCUGUGAAGGCUUCAAACCUUAUGAAGGUGACUGUGUGCAAGCAAAAUAUUUUAUUAACCCAACAACGUGGAACAGUGAAGCAGUUGCUGUAAAGCCUUUGAGAUAUAAGCAAGUAAACAAGGCUCGCAUUACCAGCAUCUGUGGAAGAAGUGGUGCAAUAAAUGAGAGUAUAUUUUUUACUUUGGAUUCAUUGAGACUUCCUGAUGGCUAUUCACCAUGUAAACAUGAUCUAGUGAAUGCAGUUGUGGUGGAAAGCAAUCAAUCCUGUUAUGUUUGGAGAGCCCUCGGAUUGGUGCCGGUCAGCCAGGAUGGAGAAAAGGAGCAAGGGCAAGAUGUGGAACAGCCAAUAGGACGCGUCAGUAUUACCGGAGAAAUUGUCAUACCACCAGGUGGAAAAACAUUCAUAGUGGUCAUAUGUACAGCUGUAAAUCCCGGUUACAGCAGAGAGCUCCUGUUGCUUGGUUUUUCUGAUUUUACUGUGGGACGUUAUAUUGAAGCCACUGUAACAAGUGAAGAAGAAUUAUUACUAGCACCUGUGGAACCAUUUUCUCCAAGAAAGCCUCAAAUUAAUCCACAACCUCAGCCAAGGAUGACAACAGUGGUUUUCCCUAAGUACAGCAGAAGUCACAGAAAGCGUUUGCCAAGCUUUCUACCACAUUAUCCUGUACCAGAUGAUUUAAGAAGAUGUGUGGAGCAGAAGUUAGACAUACUGGCUUUUCAGCCUCUCUUAGCAGAGCAUCUUAAUCUAGAUAAUUAUAAAGCAAACUUUUCUGCUCUCUUGUGGCUUGAAGAGAUCGAGGAAGAAAUGGAGAUAAAAGACUUUAACAUGAGUGGGGUUACUUUGAAAAGGAGUGGGAACUUUUUAGUGUUGGAAGUGCCAGGAGUGGAAGAGGGCAGACCUCGCCUCACUGCAGGUGAUAAGGUGAUACUGAAAAGUCAGGUCUACUCUGAACAUAUAAUGGAGUACGUUGCCUAUAUUACCGAGAUAUGUAAUGAAGAUGUUAGUCUUAAACUUGAUGCAGAUUUUGAACAGUCUUACAACUCGGAACCCAUGGAUGUAGAAUUUGUGCAUUGCAGGAUUACUAGCAGGCGAUGCCAGUUGGCAGUUGAGCAAGCUAUCUACCUGGGUGAAAAAGUGUUAUUUCCAGAAAGACUUGUCUUGCAAUCACCACAAGCUGUCAAGACCCAGAAUACUGCUAAGUAUUGUGUUGUUGAUGAUGGCCUUGAACAAUGUUUCCAGCAGGAAAUUGCUGAAACUGGGACACUUAAACAGGGAGGUCUUGAAUUUUUCAAUCCUAUGCUGAAUGAGCAACAGAAACUGGCAGUGAAAAGGAUACUGAGUGGUGAAUGCCGUCCAACACCCUAUGUUCUUUUUGGACCACCAGGAACUGGAAAAACAGUAACAGUAAUUGAAGCUAUUUUACAGAUACAUUCUACUCUCCCAGACAGUCGAAUUUUGGUUUGUGCACCAUCAAAUGCUGCAACAGAUCUAAUUUGCUUGCGGCUGCAUCAAAGCAAUCUAUUAAAACCAGGAACUAUGGUCCGAGUUAAUGCUUUGUUCAGGUCAGAAGAGCAAAUUAAUGACCUGGUGAAACCUUACUGCAAGGAUGGUGAUGAUGUUCAGAAGGCAUUAUGGUUCAGGAUAAUAAUUACCACAUGCAGCAGUGCAGGAAUGUUUUAUCAAGCAGAAAUACGGCUUGGACAUUUCACUCAUGUGAUUCUGGACGAGGCCGGACAAGUAACUGAACCAGAGAGCUUGAUUCCUAUUGGGUUGAUAUCAGAAGCUAAUGGACAGAUAGUUCUUGCUGGAGAUCCAAAGCAGUUAGGGCCAGUAAUAAAAUCUAAAAUUGCACUGAUGUUUGGAUUAAACGUGUCCUUUCUGGAAAGGCUGACAUCAAGAGAGAUAUACCUGAGAGAUGAGGAUGCUUUUGCUGCCUGUGGAGCAUAUAAUCCUUUGUUGAUCACAAAACUUACAAAGAACUACAGGUCACAUCCUGCGUUGCUUGCCUUGCCAUCUAAAUUGUUUUAUCAUAAGGAACUAGAAGUUUGUGCGGACACUUCAGUAGUAAAUUCUUUGUUGCGUUGGGGGAAACUGCCCAAGAAGGGAUUUCCACUAAUUUUUCAUGGAGUAAGGGGCAGUGAAAUACGUGAAAGUCGCAGUCCUUCAUGGUUUAAUCCAGUUGAAGCAGUUCAAGUAAUGCGGUACUGUUCUCACCUUGCUAGAAGUGAGAACACUGCAGUGCCAGUGACUGACAUUGGAGUGAUUACACCAUAUCGUAAACAGGUGGAAAAAAUUAGACUUCUUCUGAGAAGUAUCGAUUUGGCAGACAUUAAAGUUGGCUCAGUAGAAGAGUUUCAAGGGCAGGAGUACAUGGCUGUCAUCUUAUCAACAGUGCGAUCUUGUGAAGGCUUAUUUGGUGAUGCCAAAUACUCUUUGGGCUUUCUCUUUAACCCAAAGAGAUUUAAUGUAGCAGUUACUAGAGCAAAAGCUUUGCUCAUCGUCGUUGGAAAUCCUGAUGUUCUUGCAAAAGAUCCCUGUUUUUGUGCACUGUUAGAAUACAGUUUAAUGAAUGGAGCUUAUGUCGGUUGUGACCUGCCUCCAGAGCUGGCAUACCUGCAGAAGUGA